AUUUCAUAACCUCCUUGAUUUGUUGUUGUUUUCAUUUCAGAUUGGCAGUGUGACAGAGAUGAGCUUAUCUGGUAACCAAGAAAGGACAGAAAUGGAGAAGAAGCGACUUGUUUGGAAAGUAGAAGGUUUGUUGGAAGAAGACACCAAGGUGGGGAGAGGUGGACCUGUUGAUCCUACAAAAUUGGUGGUGGAACUAGCACCAAUGGAAAUCCGCACCUUUGUCAUCGACUUCAACCAUCAAGCACUGUUUGAUGCUUGAAUGGUUUUUAUGCUAUAUAUAUAUAUAUAUAUUAUCUAUGGUAUGGUACUUUGGUUUGGAUUGGUUUGGUUGUAAUAAAGUAUAUAUAUCAUGUCAUCAUUACUACAAGGUUAAAACCCCAAUUUGGUCCCUGAACUAUUGUAUAGACUCUUGAUUUGGUCCCUGAACUAAAAAAAUCCUUGAUUU
Rubroshorea leprosula is the source of this 445-nucleotide messenger RNA. NCBI's taxonomy places the organism in Eukaryota, Viridiplantae, Streptophyta, Magnoliopsida, Malvales, Dipterocarpaceae. The record is from the annotation of a GenBank genome assembly.